UUGAUGGUCGUCCAAUCGGCAAGAAAAGUACUUUCUAGUGAUCGAAAUCCGCCUAUUGAUGAAUUAAUUAGCGCUAAUAUAUUGCCUAUGCUGGUAUCAUGUCUCGGGAGCGAAGAUCACAACUUGCAGUUUGAAGCCGCAUGGGCUCUGACUAAUAUUGCUUCUGGAACGUCUAAGCAGACACUGGCCGUUGUCUAUGCCAACGCGGUUCCUCUUUUUAUUGACCUUUUAUCAUCACCACAUGCAAAUGUCUGUGAGCAAGCUGUCUGGGCCCUAGGAAAUAUAAUUGGAGAUGGUCCCACUCUCAGGGAUUACGUCAUCCAGCAAGGUGUGCUCAAGCCCUUGCUCAAAUUAUUGACUACUGAUCUCCAGCUCUCUUUCCUCAGGAACGUGACUUGGGUGAUUGUAAAUCUUUGCAGAAAUAAGGAGCCACCUCCGGACCCUUCUGUCAUAAAGGAGAUAUUGCCAGCCUUACUUUACUUGAUUAAGCAUAACGACAAUAGCAUUCUUGUUGACACUGUAUGGGCUAUCUCCUAUCUAACUGAUGGCGGUAAUGACCAAAUCGAUAUGGUUAUCAACGCUGAAAUCGUACCCCAUCUUGUCCCACUUAUGUCUCAUUCAAGCUUUAAGGUACAAACGGCAGCACUUCGAGCCGUGGGAAAUAUUGUCACAGGGACUGAUCAACAGACACAAGUUGUUCUAGAUUGUGGAGCACUCUCUCAUUUUCCACGACUGCUGGCUCAUGAAAAAGAUAAAAUCAAAAAGGAGGCUGUUUGGUUCCUGUCGAACAUUACGGCAGGAAAUCAGAGUCAAGUUCAAGCAGUGAUAGAUAACAACCUUGUCCCAUUCAUUUUACAUCAUCUUACUAACAGCGAAUUCCCCACACAGAAGGAGGCUGCAUGGGCAAUCUCAAAUUUGACGAUCAACGGGAACUCUGAUCAAGUGCGUUAUGUAAUUGAGCAAGGCGUCACCGCUCCUCUUUGCAACAUGCUCAAGACCAGAGAUGUCCAAGUUGUUCAAAUCGUCUUAGAUGGCAUCUCAAAUGCUCUUAGACGAGCAGGCGAUCACUUAGAGCUUGUUACAAACACCAUUGAGGAAUGUGGUGGUUUGGAUCUUAUCGAAGAAUUGCAACAACAUAAUAAUGAGGAAAUCUACAAGCUCGCUUUUGGCAUCAUCCGUCGUUACUUCGGCCCUGUGGCUCCUGAUGAUGAGCUCAGCAAUGUCGCUGUUAGUGGAUCUGAGUGCCCUGCCGAUGCCUUUUCUGAACUCGAUUGUAACCCCGAAUUCACUGCUACUCUUGAUCCUCAGAACACUGGCAUAAUUCAGCAGACUGAGUUUGAGUUUUCUGCUCCUCACGCAGUUGCUGGUGGUGACGGCAGACACUCGGACACCGACAUUGGUGCAUCGCCAGAAGACUUCAACUUUUAA
This is a messenger RNA of Protopolystoma xenopodis, 1428 nucleotides long. The record is from the annotation of a GenBank genome assembly. NCBI's taxonomy places the organism in Eukaryota, Metazoa, Platyhelminthes, Monogenea, Polystomatidea, Polystomatidae.